This is a messenger RNA of Mauremys reevesii (Reeves's turtle), 1999 nucleotides long. Its product is annotated as glycine receptor subunit alpha-4-like. Gene Ontology annotation, molecular function: glycine binding; chloride channel activity; transmembrane signaling receptor activity. Gene Ontology annotation, biological process: regulation of membrane potential; signal transduction; chemical synaptic transmission. Gene Ontology annotation, cellular component: plasma membrane; neuron projection; synapse. NCBI's taxonomy places the organism in Eukaryota, Metazoa, Chordata, Testudines, Geoemydidae. The transcript has 9 exons. The record is from RefSeq and is a predicted model, not a curated record. Bases 1 to 1377 code for a protein of 458 amino acids.
AUGAAAACUCUCGCCCUAGGCACCGUCUCCUUCUUCGUCUUCUGCCUUUUGCAAGAGCACGUCCCGCUCAGGUUGGUUUCCGGGAAAGAGGAGAUUAAAUCCACUUCCACAGGCUCUGGCCAGCCGAUGUCACCCUCUGAUUUCUUGGACAAGCUCAUGGGAAAAACAUCAGGGUAUGACGCCCGGAUUCGACCUAACUUCAAAGGCCUGCCUGUCAAUGUGACAUGCAACAUCUUCAUCAACAGCUUCGGCUCUGUCACAGAAACCACCAUGGAUUACCGGGUGAACGUCUUCUUGCGCCAGCAGUGGAACGACCCCCGCCUGGCGUACAGGGAGUACCCGGACGACUCACUGGACCUGGACCCCUCCAUGCUGGACUCCAUCUGGAAGCCAGAUUUGUUCUUUGCCAACGAGAAGGGGGCCAACUUCCACGAGGUUACCACCGACAACAAGCUGCUGCGCAUCUUCAAGAACGGCAACGUGCUGUACAGCAUCAGGCUGACGCUGAUCCUCUCCUGCCCCAUGGAUCUCAAGAACUUCCCCAUGGACAUCCAGACGUGCACCAUGCAGCUGGAGAGCUUUGGCUACACCAUGAAUGACCUGAUCUUUGAGUGGCUGGAGGAGCAAGAAGCUGUCCAAGUGGCAGAGGGCUUGACGCUCCCACAGUUUAUUCUGAGGGAUGAAAAGGAUUUGGGAUAUUGUACAAAGUAUUACAACACAGGAAAGUUCACCUGCAUCGAGGUGAAGUUCCACCUAGAGAGACAAAUGGGCUAUUACCUGAUCCAGAUGUACAUUCCCAGCCUGCUGAUUGUCAUCCUCUCCUGGGUCUCCUUUUGGAUCAAUAUGGAUGCUGCACCCGCCCGGGUAGGGCUGGGGAUCACCACAGUGCUGACCAUGACCACCCAGAGUGCGGGCUCCCGGGCCUCUCUGCCAAAGGUCUCCUACGUGAAGGCCAUUGACAUCUGGAUGGCCGUGUGCCUGCUCUUCGUCUUCGCCGCCCUGCUGGAAUACGCGGCCGUCAACUUCGUCUCCCGCCAGCACAAGGAGUUCAUGCGCCUGCGCAGGAGGCAGCGGCGCCAGAGGAUGGAGGAAGAGGUUGUCCGUGAGAGCCGCUUCUACUUCCGUGGCUAUGGCCUAGGCCACUGCAUGCAUGUGAAGGAUGGCAGUGCUGUGGAGGGUCCCAGCAUCUACAGCCCCCCUCCACCAACGCCUUUCCUGAGGGAGGGAGAGGCAAUCCUCAGGCGCUACGUCGACAGGGCCAAGCGGAUCGACACUAUCUCCCGAGCCGUCUUCCCCUUCACCUUCCUGGUGUUUAACAUCUUCUACUGGGUGAUCUACAAAGUGCUGCGGUCUGAGGACAUCCACCAGGCACCCUGAUGCAACAUGGGACAUGGCGCCAGGCAGGGAGCUGCUAUGUCUUCCCAGUCUCAUGUGCGCACUGAGGUGUGGGCUGGAACCUUCCACCAGCACCAGUCAGACACUAGUAGGUUUGCCAGGACCUUGUCUCUCUCUGACCCAGAACUUCUAGUACCAGCUGAGAAACUUGGGCAUGAUGCUGCCUGUGAGGACCUGGCUGUACUCCAUCUACCCAUACUCUAGCAUGGCGUUGGGGUUUGCUGUGCUGCUUGAGGCACUGGCCUUUAUCAUCUAGACACGCUCCAUCUCCCAGCAGGGAGUUGGGGAGUGCUGCACUGCAGCUGUCCAUAACCAGUAUGGCUUUAGAGGGUGCUAAGAUGCUGGAGCUGCUGCCCUCCAAAACAGAGACAUGUUCCAUCCCCCGAUACAUAAUCAGCAUGGUAACAUGGGAUAAUGUACUGCUGGGAGCGUAUCAUUCUAGAACGGGACACUCCAUCUUUCCAAUACCCGCACCAGCACAGAGCUGGGGGCGCUAGGCUACCGUGUGCCACAACUUGGACAGGUGCCAUCUUUCACCACCCCAGCAAAGUGACAGAGGGUAUUUGCUGCUGGAGGUGCUGUCCUCCCUAACCCAGCUAUAACC